Molecule: messenger RNA, 396 nt
Organism: Macrosiphum euphorbiae (potato aphid)
Lineage: Eukaryota; Metazoa; Arthropoda; Insecta; Hemiptera; Aphididae
Source: the annotation of a GenBank genome assembly
AUGGAUAGAAAUGAAAUUACCUUUUCAUCAUCAGAUUCAAAUGAUGAAUUUGCGAUGAUUGUUAUUGGAAUACUACUUAAAGAGCGUGUGUAUCGAAAUAGAUAUGACCCUUUAGUAGAGUAUGAUGAUGUUGAUUUUGUUCGUCGAUUCAGGCUCUCAAAAGAUUCAUUUUCUGAGGUUUUAUUUUUGAUUCGGGGCCAGAUUUUACAUAAAACCUCACGCAGUUAUGCUUUACCUCCACAUUUACAAUUAUUAAUCACACUCAGUUUUUAUGCAACAGGCGCUUUUCAAGCAGUAAUUGGGGAUUAUUUUCAUGUCCAUAAAUCGACUGUAUGUAGAACUUUAAAGUGUGUUUUAAGAGCUAUAUCUAGUACCUAUGCGUCCAAAUUAUAUUAA